AUGUCUGCCAGCCCGGGAUAUAGCGAGGAGAAAGGCGGCAGCCUCGGGGAGCCUGAGUAUGGCCAGGACCCGGCCAGCGGGGGCAUCUUCAGCACUGACUAUAAGAGACACGAUGACUUGAAAGAGAUGUUGGACAGUAACAAGGAUUCACUGAAGCUGGAAGCUAUGAAGAGGAUUGUAGCUAUGAUUGCUCGAGGAAAGAAUACAUCAGACUUGUUUCCAGCUGUAGUAAAGAAUGUGGCCUGCAAGAACAUUGAGGUGAAAAAGUUGGUUUAUGUCUACUUGGUUCGAUAUGCAGAGGAGCAGCAGGACCUGGCUCUGCUUUCCAUCUCCACAUUUCAGCGAGGAUUAAAGGACCCCAAUCAGCUGAUCCGUGCCAGUGCCCUGCGUGUUCUCUCCAGUAUCCGUGUGCCAAUAAUUGUGCCAAUUAUGAUGCUGGCAAUAAAAGAGGCUGCUUCAGAUAUGUCUCCCUAUGUGCGCAAGACAGCAGCACAUGCUAUACCCAAACUUUACAGCUUGGAUUCAGACCAGAAGGACCAGCUCAUUGAAGUGAUAGAGAAGUUGCUCUCUGACAAAACCACGCUUGUCGCAGGCAGUGUGGUCAUGGCUUUUGAAGAAGUGUGUCCAGAACGCAUUGAUCUGAUCCAUAAGAACUACCGCAAGUUAUGUAACCUACUGAUAGAUGUAGAGGAAUGGGGACAAGUUGUUAUUAUUAACAUGCUGACAAGAUAUGCACGCACACAGUUUCUGAACCCUAAUCAAAAUGUGAGCCUUCUUGAAGAAAACCCAGAGAAAGCUUUUUAUGGCUCCGAUGAUGAGGAUGGUGCCCAAAGAGGAAAAAGUUAGACUCUUUUGUUAAGACGCAAACCUUACAUUAUGGACCCCCUGACCAUCGGGCUGCUUCUUCGAAACACUAAACCCCUUCUGCAGAGUCGCUAACGCAGCUGUAAGAGACAAUUAAACAUUAUAGUGGUUAUGGCUGUGGCACAGCUCUAUUUCCAUCUUGCUCCAAAAGCAGAAGUUGGGGUGAUAGCAAAGGCCUUGGUGCGAUUACUACGCAGUCACAGUGAGGUGCAGUAUGUGGUACUCCAAAACGUGGCUACAAUGUCCAUCAAAAGAAGGGUAAGAUUCUCACUCCUGGAAAUGUUUGAGCCGUAUUUAAAGAGUUUCUAUAUCCGGUCUACAGACCCAACCCAGAUCAAGAUUCUAAAGCUGGAAGUUCUUACUAACUGGCUAGCGAGACCAAUAUUUCACCAUAUUGAGAGAAUUUCAGUUUUGUAUCUUAUAAUUAAAAUCAAUUCCCCAGAAUUGACACCAAUAGUAGAGGAAAAAGCAAAAUGGAAGAAUCGCGAUCACUUUCAGCUGGGCUCCCUCUCACAUUUGCUGAAUGCCAAGGCUGUUGGAUACCAAGAGCUACCUGACUGGCCAGAGGAGGCCCCUGACCCCUCCGUGCGCAACGUGGAGGUGAAGGAAGCUGUGCCAGAAUUCCCAAAUGUCCCCAACAGAGAGAAAAGGAAGGAGAGAGAGGAGAAACCAUUUUACUCAGAUUCGGAAGGAGAGUCCGGACCAACUGAAUCUGCUGACAGUGAGCCAGAAUCUGUAAGUGAGUCAGAGAGUGGUGCCAGCAGUAGUGGAAGUGCCUCUGAAUCAGGAAGUGAGGAAGAGGAGAGUGAAGAGGAAGAGGAGUCUGAAAAAGAGGAAAAAAGCAAGAAGGGGGAGUCACAGAGUGAGGGAAGUGAAGAAAGUGAUCAGGAGCAAAAAGUUACUCCCAAAGCCAAGAAGACGUCUGCAAAGUCUUCUCAGAAAUCAGCCUCUGAGGAUGGGAGCAGCACAGACAGCAGUGAGUCUGAGUCCGAGUCCUCUUCAGAAGAGGAAGAGAAGGAAAAGCAGCAGCCUGAACCAAAGAAGAAGAAAACUCCUCCAGCUACUAAACCUGUUGCAAAACCAGCAAAGGAGUCUAAGGAGAUUUCAUUGCUUGAUCUGGAUGACUUUUCACUCCCCUCAGCCCCUCUUCCAACCUCAGGAAGUAUUGUAUCCACCAGCCUGGUGACUGAUCUGGAAGGUCUCUCUCUAACGGACUCAUCAUUAACACCCACGGUUAUCAGCCCAAUUUUUAACUCUGGGCGAACGUUUGAGCUACUUCAUCGCAUGACUGGAGAGGGUCUUUCUGUGGAAUAUAUUUUCAGCCGUCAGCCAUUCACCCCAGACCCACGUAUGGUAUCCGUGCAGAUUCACAUUUCCAACAACACAGAGAAUGAAGUGAAAAAUAUCCGUAUCAGUGACCCAAAGCUGCUGUCUGGCAUGAGAAUACAGGAAUUCCAGGAGAUUGAAUGUAUAGCUCCUGGAGAAAGUGCUACAGUUAUAAUGGGCAUUGAUUUCUGUGACUCCACGCAGGCAGCUAACUUCCAGCUGUGCACACACACACGUCAGUUCUACGGAUCCAUACAACCACCUGUGGGGGAGCUGAUGGAGACAGUCUUCAUGAGUGAAAAUGAGUUCAAAAAAGAACAGAGUAAACUUACAGGAAUGAAUGAAAUCACAGAGAAAUUGUCACUGGCAGCAAAAUGUCACAGUGACCACAUCAUUUCUCAGCGAAUCACAUCUACUGCUAAUAUGAACCGUGUUCCGUGUGGAUCUGACAAGGAAUACAGGUUUGCAGCAAAGACAGUGAAAAGUGGAACCCUUGUUCUUGUAACUUUAACCCUGAAGGAUGGUGCUGCAGCCUUACUAACCAUCAACAGUGAGAAGAUGGUGAUAGGAACCAUGUUGGCCAAGGACAUUGUGCAAGCUCUUACACACUGAUGAGCGAUACUCUAGACCCAAGGACAUGAUGGAUACUUAACGCUACAAUACAAUGGCCCUUAACGUAAUUCCUUGUGGUCACAUGGUCCUUUGACAGUAAAACAGGAAUUAAUAACAUUUAGUAGAAUAUUAGAACAGCACUAUGUCUGUGCAGUCAAAAGCAUAAUCUUAGGGCAAUAUCCACAUGUGACUAGGGUGUUCUAAGAUGACCUAAAUGAAGUCUGUAGAAAUUGUUAGCUGGAGACAGAAUAGAUGGCAACACAGUAAAAUCAGGAAUUUGAGGAAAGAACACUCAUAUCAUGUAUAAUGUGGUUUGUUAUAAAUAGUAUAUUUUAUUUAUAAAGCAAAGACAUAUGAUACUAAACCACAUAAAUCUUCCUUAUUACAGGAAUAAGCAAGCAACAGAUAAAUUUAGUGAACGAGAUUAAUCUUCUGUCUGUGGUUGGUUAAUGAUCUUGUGCCCUCUUUUACAGAAGCCAUUAGCCUGUGGGCACUUACAGAAACCUGUGUUUAUUUAUUUAUUAUAGAACACUACCUGGCUGUGGCCUUGCUGUUACAGACACCAUGUCAGUGACUAGUUAGUUGUCCUUGGCCCACUGUAGCUGAGCAGCUAUGAUCUGCUGCUCACAAUGGAAUCACUGUAGCUAAGUGACAAUUAUAACCCUUGUAUUGAUGCAGCAUAACUGUCUGCUGCUAAUUAUCUGCUCUAACCUGGUGUCUUGUGCUACUUCCUUUUUAGACAUCUAAACGUAUUUAUUAAAACUAUCUGGAUAUGUCAAUAAAAGUUGAAGUGUGUGCAAA
Bombina bombina (fire-bellied toad) is the source of this 3603-nucleotide messenger RNA. RefSeq names its product adaptor related protein complex 3 subunit beta 2 (gene AP3B2). NCBI's taxonomy places the organism in Eukaryota, Metazoa, Chordata, Amphibia, Anura, Bombinatoridae. The record is from RefSeq and is a predicted model, not a curated record. Gene Ontology annotation, biological process: intracellular protein transport; anterograde synaptic vesicle transport; vesicle-mediated transport. Gene Ontology annotation, cellular component: membrane coat; AP-3 adaptor complex.